GCGCGCCCAAUCGGGGCGACGCCUUCGUCUUACCCGGGGACUCGUGGGGUAACCUGCUCUUAGGAACCAGCACUAUGGCGUCGGGCUGCAAGAUUGGCCCGUCCAUCCUCAACAGCGACCUGGCCAAUCUAGGGGCCGAGUGCCUCCGGAUGCUAGACUCUGGGGCGGAUUAUCUGCACCUGGAUGCACCCUGCUCUUCAGGGAGGUCAGUGUUUUUGCAUUUUGUUCCCAACAUCACCUUUGGUCACCCUGUGGUAGAAAGCCUCCGAAAGCAGCUAGGCCAGGAUCCUUUCUUUGACAUGCACAUGAUGGUGUCUAGGCCGGAACAGUGGGUAAAGCCAAUGGCUGUAGCAGGAGCCAAUCAGUACACCUUUCAUCUCGAGGCGACUGAGAACCCGGGGGCUUUAAUUAAAGACAUUCGGGAGAAUGGGAUGAAGGUUGGCCUUGCCAUCAAACCAGGGACUACAGUUGAAUAUUUGGCACCAUGGGCUAAUCAAAUAGAUAUGGCCUUGGUUAUGACUGUGGAACCUGGGUUCGGCGGGCAGAAAUUCAUGGAAGAUAUGAUGCCAAAGGUUCACUGGUUGAGGACCCAGUUCCCAUCUUUGGAUAUAGAGGUCGAUGGUGGAGUAGGUCCUGACACUAUCCAUAAGUGUGCAGAGGCAGGAGCUAACAUGAUUGUGUCUGGCAGUGCCAUUAUGAGGAGUGAAGACCCCAGAUCUGUGAUCAACCUGUUAAGAAAUGUUUGCUCAGAAGCUGCUCAGAAACGUUCUCUUGAUCGAUGAAACCAUAGGAGCCCAAUGUUUCUGCUCAUGAAAUCUUUACUGGAAAACAGGAAUAUUGACUACCAGAUCAUAUUGCAGUUGAGGCAGUACUGUUUUUCGAAGCAAUUAUUCAUUCCAGUGAUUAAAAUCUAUUGUGCAGAAU
Molecule: messenger RNA, 924 nt
Organism: Lemur catta (Ring-tailed lemur)
Lineage: Eukaryota; Metazoa; Chordata; Mammalia; Primates; Lemuridae
Gene: RPE
Product: ribulose-5-phosphate-3-epimerase
Exons: 7
Coding region: 75-782 (235 amino acids)
Biological process (GO): pentose-phosphate shunt, non-oxidative branch; carbohydrate metabolic process; pentose-phosphate shunt
Cellular component (GO): cytosol
Molecular function (GO): metal ion binding; D-ribulose-phosphate 3-epimerase activity
Source: RefSeq, a predicted model, not a curated record